CGACGGAGAAGCUUGGGCAGCGAGCAGGCGGAGGAGGAGGGGCGGGGGGUCUCCGGGCCGGGACGGCCGGGCCCCAUGGGCGGGUGUGUGGGCUCUCACCACGACUCUUCGGGCAGCCUCAAUGAGAACUCGGACGGCACCGGAGUUGCCCUUGGCCGUAAUCAGCCCCUGAAAAAGGAGAAACCGAAAUGGAAAAGUGAUUACCCCAUGACAGAUGGACAACUGCGUAGCAAGAGAGAUGAAUUUUGGGACACCGCCCCUGCUUUUGAAGGCCGCAAGGAAAUCUGGGAUGCCUUGAAGGCUGCAUCACAUGCGUUUGAGAACAAUGAUCAUGAACUGGCACAAGCAAUCAUUGAUGGUGCAAAUAUAACUUUACCACAUGGUGCUCUGACAGAAUGCUAUGAUGAACUGGGAAACAGAUACCAGCUUCCUGUCUACUGCCUUGCCCCACCCAUCAACAUGAUAGAAGAGAAGGGUGACCUAGAGACUCUGGAUUUUCCAGAUCCACCGCCUAACUCCGGUCAUGAAUGCCAGCUUCGUUUACGUCUCUCAACAGGCAAAGACCUCAAACUUGUGGUCCGCAGUAUGGACACUGUGUAUCACAUGAAGAGGCGACUACACACAGUGGAAGGCGUAGAACCUAGAAGUCAGCGAUGGUUUUUUUCAGGCCGGCCACUCGCAGACAAAAUGAAACUGGAGGAACUGAAAAUACCAAGGGAUUAUGUGGUACAAGUAAUUGUGAGCCAGCCCUUAACAAAUCCUGUCUUGGUGGAGAACUGAUUUUUGCCUAUAUGCCUCUUCUUUCUUUUCCCUGCUCUUCUAUCAUGUGGGGACUUUUUCACUUUCCAUUCUCUCCUGCAAAUGGUUUGGUUCCAAGCAAAGGCCAGCAAACACUCCAUCUGUGAUGGAAUUUAGGUAAAAACAUACAUGAGCAAAUAUAUGCACACACAAACCUUACGUAUAAACACACAGUCCCUGUUCCUAAAUUAUCCUUGGAGGCUUUGUUCAAUUUAGUAUUUCUUGACACCACUCUUAACAAAGUAAAUGGAAAAAUGCUUGCGAUAGAAUGAGCCUGAAAUUCAAGGUUGGUAAUGCUAAAACUGUGCUUUGAACUGUAAGUGAUGUAUUGAUCCAUGAAGGUGAAAAGCACUUUUUAAAGGAUUAAACCAAAUGGAACUGUUUCAUGAAAUCAGUGUCACUUAUAGUUCAGCUGAUCAUUGUAGCUCCCCUGGCUAAUCUAGCAUGCUGUGAUAGUUGUAGGGGUUCUUUCUAUUAGGGUUUUAUUUACUGGCUCAAUAAGACUCCUGCUUAAUUGCAAGUAGCAAAGAACUAGAGGUACACUCCAAUAAUGGUAUAUUCUCAAAUUCAGGUUUUACUACAUUUUGGUACAUUCCAAUUUAGCAACAAUUUGCUAGGGCUGACUUCAGGGUGUAUAAAUACUGCCAUCUGACAAAUUAGGCAAUAAUUUAUUAAAUACAUAAUUUCUUGUCUACUGUAAGCUGUCCACUAUAAGGAAACUUGCUGUACAAAUCUCUGUCACCAAUAAAAGGGCCUACCAAUAAUUCUACACUAUUAUGAUAGAUGAAAAAUCAAUUAUUCAAAGUUUACCAGUUUGAAAAUAUUAAAGGCACAGGACAUCUUUUAUUUAAUAUGUUCAGCUCUGAUGUUUAGAACAAUAAUUUUGAAUCUUCUUUACCCUCAAAAAUAGCAAUGAACUAAUUAGGAAAAAAGCACAAGCUGGUUUCAUACACUUUUCUAAUAAGAGUUCGACUUGCUUGAUAGCAUUUUUACCCACUGAUAUUUGUAUUUUCUUGCCAUAAUCAAAGCUGAGGUUUUUAUUCCUACUCAGAUUAAAUAUACAUAUGUAUGUAUGCGCACACACUCAGACACACAUACACUGUCAUUGUACACAGAAUGAGAGAAAAUUAUGAGAAAGGAUUGGAAAAAAAAACCCUCACUAGCAGGUGAAAAUAUUACUAGCCUGUAUAGCACUAGAUCUUUCCAAUAUACCAUUAGACCCAUAAGUACAUUUUAGGGAUUCUGCAUUGCAUGUAGAAUUAUGUUAUUUUCCCUGAAUUCCUAAGUAAGUUAUAGAGAUGGAAGCUUGCAUUAAGACUGGGUUAAUUUAGUUUGUAAAAGCAGCAUAUAUACCCCAUAAACAUUUAAAUAAGAGAGCAUCUUUCAAGUGCUCUUAACUUCCAUGACACCUGUUCAUACUUAUGCAUUUAACAGUGUAUAAAGAGUGCCUGUGGCAAAUAGAUUAUAACUUUUUAUAGUUGAUAGGUUUUAAAUGAUGUUGUCAUUUAUCUAGACCUCAGUGUGAACCUUAGCAAUAUCAUACAGGAUUUUUCCCUUUAGAAUCUGAAGGUAAGAUAUUCUUUAGGGGAGUAGGUACAGUAUAUCCUUUUAAGAGUGUUUUGAGCGACAUUAGUAAUGAUUCUCUCUAGAAUAAUAAAUACAUUGGAGAAUGGCACUGAUAAAAUGUAUCAGAACAAUGGGCAUAUUCAUUAAAUAUAUUAUUUUAAA
Messenger RNA from Pseudonaja textilis, 2526 nucleotides. RefSeq names its product ubiquitin domain containing 2 (gene UBTD2). Gene Ontology annotation, molecular function: protein binding. NCBI's taxonomy places the organism in Eukaryota, Metazoa, Chordata, Lepidosauria, Squamata, Elapidae. The record is from RefSeq and is a predicted model, not a curated record.